Molecule: messenger RNA, 1529 nt
Organism: Priapulus caudatus
Lineage: Eukaryota; Metazoa; Priapulida; Priapulimorpha; Priapulimorphida; Priapulidae
Exons: 2
Coding region: 1-564 (187 amino acids)
Biological process (GO): protein insertion into mitochondrial inner membrane
Cellular component (GO): TIM22 mitochondrial import inner membrane insertion complex
Source: RefSeq, a predicted model, not a curated record
AUGGUUGCUAUGCUAUGUGCCUUCUUUGUAUUGGAUGUACAGGUACUCAUGCAGAAUGUCUCCUUUUCACUUGCAGUAAAUUACUGCAAGGUCAUAGGUGAGGAUUAUGCAUCCGUCGGCAGGGAUGUGAUAGUGGACUCAAAAGCACAACCUAUAAAGGCGGCGUUCUAUUUCUCUGCAAUUGGACUGGGAGUCUACGCAAUCAGGACAAAUCCUACGCGCCACGACUUCCGCAUCUCACUUCUAACCAGUGUCAACGACAAUGGACUCGUGAGCGACAAUGCACGUAACCCGCAAGCCGCCACACACGUGCGCCAACUGGUGUCGUGUGAGAACGAGGGCCUGAUUCGGCACGUUGACCUCGGACUGAUGUCGUUGAUGUGGGUCGACAACUACGAUGAGGCCUGUAAAUUGUAUGAGGCGCGCUGUCCGUCGUUAAAGCCGCGCUGGCUGACGUUUAACACAAGGAUCGUAGAUAUUGGCUGUUUUGGACACUGGUUCUUGAUGGAGCGCGCGAUGAAAGAGUAUGACGUUAACCCAGACGAAUUCCCCGAUAAAGAUUGAGGGUUAUUCAACUUAUUCUGUCAAGAUAGACCUGUACUUUUACCUUUACUUUAUGUCAUUUGUAGCCGAAUGGCAUGUGUCGAUCCUAAUGAAUUUCUCUGUGAAAAGUUGUUUUACUGGUUCUGGUAUUAAUGUUUACUGAUAGCUUAUUUGCUGCUCCAAAGUGCUUUUGAGUACGAAUACAGCCUGACUUUACAUAUGAUGUCUACACCUAAACACAGCAGCCGCAGUAUAUAUAUAUUUUCGCCUGGUUUCACCAACACCUAGAAAUGUCAGCAGGUUAUAAAGAAUGUGGUCAUUCCAUUGCUAGGUGCAUUGUAAAUGUACAAUUGCAAUUUAUUAACAUAUUGUGCUGCAAUCUCAGGGCGCACGUUUCUUGCUCAGACUUAUGACAAAAAUACAGCAUAUAAAUAACACAGUCAGUGCAGAAUAUUAUAAUGGUUGCUUUUAUGCCAAUAGUAACAAGACUCAUACUAUUCAACAAGUCAACAGAUAUCAUGGUUGCUAUGCUAUGUGCCUUCUUUGUAUUGGACGGACAGGUACUCAUGGUGAGUCAUUGGUGACUGUUAGGGAAAAGGUUUGAUGAUAUUACAUGUUUCAAAAUUAUUUUGAAUGUAUUUCAACGAGUCAGUCGGUGAUAUCGUAACAUACACACCCUUACUGCCACAUUUCCAGUUUGUGUUUGUGGCAAGUUUUAAAUCAUUUGGAAAUUUAUUGACAGCGCAUGAGCGCCAGCUGAUAAGUCAACAAUGGUUGCUAUAGUAACACACAAUUAAGAGAAGGCCAAAUUUUAUUAGAAACAAUGAGGGGACCCGUCACCGUGAGUACAACAAAGCAUUGUAAAUAACUGGUAUUCAAACUAUUGUCUUAGAAUGAUAAUAGUAGAUAUCAUAAUUAAACAGCAUUGAAUGUAAAAUACGUUUGAAUUAGUAUGACUAUAAAACACAAUCUAGUAUAUAAUAUUA